CCUUCUGCUGGAGGAGUCAAAUGUUCAGCCUGUUUCUACUCCUGUAACAGUGUGUGGUGACAUACAUGGACAGUUUUAUGAUCUUUGUGAACUCUUCCGAACCGGUGGUCAGGUGCCGGACACAAAUUACAUAUUCAUGGGUGACUUUGUUGACCGAGGGUAUUACAGUUUGGAGACAUUCACCUACCUGCUGGUGCUGAAAGCCAAAUGGCCUGACCGCAUCACACUUCUACGUGGAAACCAUGAGAGCAGACAGAUCACCCAAGUAUAUGGCUUUUAUGAUGAGUGCCAGACUAAGUAUGGGAAUGCAAAUGCCUGGCGCUAUUGCACCAAAGUGUUUGAUAUGUUAACAGUUGCAGCUCUGAUGGAUGAGCAGAUCCUGUGUGUCCAUGGAGGCCUGUCCCCAGACAUAAAAACUCUAGAUCAGAUUCGAACCAUUGAGCGGAACCAGGAGAUCCCUCACAAAGGAGCGUUUUGUGAUCUGGUGUGGUCGGACCCUGAGGACGUGGACACUUGGGCCAUCAGCCCCAGAGGAGCUGGCUGGCUCUUUGGUGCAAAGGUCACAAAUGAG
This is a messenger RNA of Morone saxatilis (striped sea-bass), 571 nucleotides long. Its product is annotated as serine/threonine-protein phosphatase 6 catalytic subunit. The record is from RefSeq and is a predicted model, not a curated record. Lineage: Eukaryota; Metazoa; Chordata; Actinopteri; Moronidae. Gene Ontology annotation, cellular component: cytoplasm. Gene Ontology annotation, molecular function: protein serine/threonine phosphatase activity. Gene Ontology annotation, biological process: G1/S transition of mitotic cell cycle; peptidyl-serine dephosphorylation.